This is a messenger RNA of Aspergillus aculeatus ATCC 16872, 1557 nucleotides long. RefSeq names its product MFS transporter. The transcript is spliced from 4 exons. Bases 1 to 1557 code for a protein of 518 amino acids. The record is from RefSeq and is a predicted model, not a curated record. Gene Ontology annotation, molecular function: transmembrane transporter activity. Gene Ontology annotation, biological process: transmembrane transport. Lineage: Eukaryota; Fungi; Ascomycota; Eurotiomycetes; Eurotiales; Aspergillaceae.
AUGCCGGAGGACCCUCAAAGCAACCUCGAGUACUCUCAUGUUUUGAAGCUAGAGUCCAGCCUUGAGAGCGCCGACACAAUUUUCGGUGAAAAGCAAGCCAUUCACGUGGAAACCGAGGCGAUCUACUCAGUUGAUAGUAGCGAUUGUUCUCAAGAUGGGGGUGAAGACUACGUUUAUUGGGAUGGACCUAACGACCCUCAGAAUCCUAUGAACUGGGCAAGUUGGCGGAAAUGGGUCAUCAUAGGAUUGAUCUCCGCGAGCAGUUUCAACGUCUCGAUGGUCUCCACGGUAUUUUCGCCCGGUGUGCCAGACGUGCUGAAAGAGUUUCACAUCAGCAGCUCCUCAAUUCAGUCCCUCUUGACCACGAUCUAUGUCAUGGGGGCUGCAAUUGGCCCCAUCAUUCUGACGCCCAUCACUGAGAUGACCGGGAGACUGCCUAUGACACACACGGCAAACGUUCUUUUCACCGUGGCGGCUGCAGUCUGCGCAGCUAGUGUGAACACGCCCAUGCUUAUCGUGUCGCGUCUGAUCAUGGGCGUCGCAAGUUCGGUGCCUGUGACUGUCGGCGGAGGGUUCGUUGCCGAUAUGAUGCCGAUGGAGAAACGUGGAACAGCGAUGACGAUAUGGACAGUGGGACCACUUAUGGGGAUGGUGACCGGCCCUAUCUAUGGUGGUUACAUGGUUCAGAAUAUUGGAUGGAGAUGGACAAUCUGGCUGGAAGUCAUCUUGGGUGCGGUCAUCGCAAUUGCCUCAUUAAUCCUACUUCGCGAGACAUACGCUCCUACGAUUCUGCAGCGGAAGGCGAUGAAGCUGCACAAAGAGACCGGCCGUCCUUACAAGACGAAGUACGACACCGACAAGACUGCUGGACAGCUUAUCUGGGUCUCAUUGACACGGCCAAUCAAAUUCCUCGUGCUGUCGCCUAUCGUGUUGAUCGUGACACUGUACAGCUCCGUCACCUACAGCUACAUGUACAUUCUCUUUACGACAUUCACCGAGGUGUUCGAAAACGUCUACGGCUUCGGUCCCGGCGAAGCCGGACUCGCGUAUCUGGGACUGGGGCUAGGCUUCUGCUUCGGGCAGGUGACGGUCGGAUAUUACUCCGACCGCUAUCUCAAGAAGCAGGAGAAGCUCCACGGGAAGAUGAAGCCCGAGGACCGCCUCCCGCCCCUCGUGCUGGGAUGCUGUCUGGUCCCGAUCGGUCUGUUUUGGUACGGCUGGACCGCCGAGUACCGACUGCACUACAUGGUCCCGAUUGUCGGGACCUUCUUCGUGGGCGCGGGAAUCUACUACGUCCACCUGGUGACGCAGGUGUAUCUGAUCGACUCGUAUACGCUGUAUGCCGCCAGCGCGGUGUCCGCGGAGCUCGCGCUGCGCUCGAUCUUCGGGGCGACGAUCCCGCUGGGCGGGGGUCCGCUGUAUGACAAGCUCGGCCUGGGCUGGGGCAACAGCGUGCUGGCGUUCAUCGCUGUCGCGUUUGCACCCACCUCUCUGUUCUUGCUGAAGUACGGGGAGAGGAUUCGGACAAAUCCCAAGUUCCAGCCCCGGAUGACAUGA